Messenger RNA from Octopus bimaculoides (California two-spot octopus), 2835 nucleotides. RefSeq names its product glutamate receptor ionotropic, NMDA 3A. The record is from RefSeq and is a predicted model, not a curated record. Gene Ontology annotation, cellular component: membrane. Lineage: Eukaryota; Metazoa; Mollusca; Cephalopoda; Octopoda; Octopodidae. Gene Ontology annotation, molecular function: ligand-gated monoatomic ion channel activity; signaling receptor activity. Gene Ontology annotation, biological process: monoatomic ion transport.
AGUUUCCAGUAUAGUUCGCUGUCAAUUAUGAAAACUUCCUCUUAUAAAGAUGCUGCAUUCACGGCGUAAAAAACAUAAUGUCCACACCGGUCGAGGAUGUUAGCUAAUAACAAUAAUAAUAAUAAUGCCAUAUCACUGCUAGUUUGGCUGCUUUGUAUGUGGACCACAACAGGGUUCGCUACGAACGCUGCGUUAGACUAUGACCAAAUUCACAUCCUUGGCCUCUGCGACUCGGACAUUUACAAAGAUUGCGUCGACGCCUUCACCAAUUUUUUACCCAACAGUGACACCGUGGGACCUUUUCAGACGUUUUAUUAUAACUGGUCGGUGAUUAAGGCCAAAAAGGAUUUCGCUACUGGACUACGAGAGAUGGACGGUGUGUGCAGCAAAUAUACAUACCACGUGAUGGUAGCUUUCGGUUUAACACCGACAAUGAUGACAGCAGCGCUGACAGCUGACACGUUCAACAUAACGCUUUUGGCUUAUGACACGACGCCUGGACACAUUUUGACCCUGGAAAACUCCAUGAUGGUCCAAAUGAACAGAUCGCCAUAUUACUCAGGAGAAGCUAUGGCGCUGCUCUUGAGCCGAUUCGGCUACUAUUGGGUUAGCUUUAUUUAUCAAGACACCUAUUUGGAAGACGGAUUCUACACUAGGUUUCUGGAAGAAGGAGGAUUAUACGGUAUUAGAACGCAGAUGAAUGUAAGCGUUUCCCACGCCGAUAAUUGGAUGAUAUUACAAGAUAAACUGAAAAAAAUUCAACAAAGUGCCUUCAAAAUUGUUGUUAUACACUGCGACGUGUUCCUUAUGAAGCGUGUGGUUCAAAUAGGAAAACUCCUUAAUCUUUUCUCGCACAAUUAUGCCUGGUUUUUAUCUGAUUUUGCCACUGAACACAAUCAAUUGGCCGAUUAUAGUUUACCUGUCGGUCUUGUGGGUCUUGAGAGAUCGAGGCCGUUCGGUUAUGUAACGCAGUUGGAGAAUAUACUUCGGACUAUAGUCCAGCAUUUCCAGUCUGACGGUAUAUCAGAUUUAGGAUAUCAGGAAUUCUCGCUAAGUGACGUUGUAAAUGAUUCAUAUAUUUUCAAUACCAGUUCUGUAAGAUGGUCAAGAGAACUGAGGCUGAGCCUUGAAUCCAGUGGAGAAAUACUGGAUUAUACCCAAGACAGCACCAAUUAUACUUUCCGAAUAUUAAAUUUAGUCAAAGAUCUAAAAGGGACAAAAAUAUGGAAAUUUGUUGGAGCAGUCGAUAAUUUCUAUGUAAAUUUAAGCACGGUGGCUGAACUUCCGGGUCGGCGGGAGAAUGCUACGCACCGUUUUCGCAAACUUUAUAGCAUCAUUACCAAAGUUUCACCACCAUUUAUCAUGCAAAAAGAGGCCUUUUCCGAAGAUGGUGACUGCUAUUCGUACGUGCCAUGUGUUCAGGUAGCCAAUGAAAGUGAUGUUGAUAAUGCAUUCGAAGACUACUUGCUUACUAAUCGAUACGAUCAUGACAAAUUCAGUGUUUCUUGCUGCACAGGAGUGACCAUAGAUAUCUUGGUCAAGCUGGCGACGGACAUGGAAUUUGAUUUCAUCCUCUUCUUUCUCAAAGAACCUUUCGAUGGAAACUACACGUAUGAUUCAGGAAGUUGGAAUGACACGUUAAUGUACCUGGAAGAUGACAGAGUCGAUAUAGUGGCAGGACCGCUCAGUAUAACAGUAGAACGGGUAAGGUAUAUCACAUUCACUGAGGUGUAUUUUUACACUGGCUUCUCCAUGAUUACCAUGAGGCGAGAGCGUGAAACUUCCAUGGACGCCUUUCUAAUGCCUUUUUCCGUGGAGGUAUGGAUCGGCAUAGUGAUAAGUGCCACAGUUACUGCCGUAGCAACAUCGUUGUUCGAGUGGAACAGUCCAUUUGGACUCAACCCUAAGGGGAGAAAACGGGAUCGCAACUAUACCCUCGGUUCAGCACUCACUAUGGUUUAUUCAGUGCUUUUUGGUCAUAUCGUGCGCACCAAAUCCCCUAAAAGUUGGCCAGGAAAAGUACUUCAGAACUUCUGGGCAGGUCUUGCAAUUUUUAUGAUUGCAAGUUACACUGCUAAUUUAGCUGCAUACCUGGCAGGCCGCUCCGAGCAGUCGGAUUUGCUAAACAUAAAUGACGAACGGUUGCGAACAAUGCAAGUGGCUACCUUAGAAUACGGUGCUGCCAAAUAUUUCCUUUCCAAAAUCAACCCUAGCCUUUACAAUAGCUUGAAAAUGUCUGUGGAAUCUAUAGAAGAGGCCUUGCAGAAAUUAAAAUCAAAUGAAAUUGAAGUCUUUAUACACGACACAUAUCUCCUAAAAUUUGCCAUUUCUCGGCUUGAUGAUAAUUGCGCAAUUUCCUUUGCUGGAGAUAGCUUCGGUGAAGAUGGGUAUGCGUUCGGUCUGAAGAAGGGUUCAAAAUUAACGAAUCGGUUAUCAGACAAAAUAUUGACGUAUACGUCCAGUGGAUUUAUUGAAGGACUCACAAAAAAGUAUUUUGCACAUAAAGGAUGUGAUAUGCAGAGGGCACACACGCUUGAGAUAAAGUAUGGUCCGCAACAUACAGCCGGGUUAUUUGUCUUGCUUUUGGUAGCUGUUACCCUUUCAAUCUUUCUUAUGAUGGGAGAAUACGUUUUUUUCAAGUACCUUAUUCCUGUUUUGAGGAAGAAGCCUGCCUGUAGUCGAUGGAGAAGUAUCAAUAUUAUGUUUCUAAGUCAGCGGAAAGGAGUGAAAGAUGUUUAUGUCUUAGGAAAGAGCAUUGAAAGCGUAAGACAAAUAAAACUGGCUUCAAUCUUCAACAUAACUAGCAUCGCCGACUCCACCAAUGCGAUCUUCUAA